This is a messenger RNA of Benincasa hispida (wax gourd), 1323 nucleotides long. The record is from RefSeq and is a predicted model, not a curated record. Lineage: Eukaryota; Viridiplantae; Streptophyta; Magnoliopsida; Cucurbitales; Cucurbitaceae.
AACGAAAAGGAAGAGAAGAGUAAAUUUAUAAUAAUGGUUUCACAAAGCCGUCGAGAAAAAUCCACAUUCGAUGUAGAAAAUGAUUGUUUGUAGGCUCCGUUCCCGCCUUCUCCACAUUCUUCACUCAUCUUCUUCAAGAUUGCUAGCCGUCCCAGAAGAUGCUGCAAGAAGUUCAAGAACAUGGGUUGAUUGUGGGUUUCGUCCAAAUUACCAAGCAUCAAGAUCAUAUUCUCGUGGGGAGCGCAAACAUUAUGACCUCUUUGGAAAUGUCCGGCCUGGUGAUAAGGAAUUUAGGAAAGCCUGGGAAAAGCAGAUGAAUGAAGAAGAAUCUACUUUAUGGACUGACAGUGAUGCUGAGGCAGACAAUAAAGAAGAGAAAAAAAAUCAUCUCGAAGAUGAGAUAAGAAAGGUAAGGCAGCAGGCAAAAGAACACUCUGACUUGAUUGAUGCUGAUGACAGUGAUGAAUUAUGGAGUGUUUGGUCUGGGAGCGAUGAAGAGAAGACCUUGUGGACUGGUAGUGAAGGUGACGAUGAUGAUGAUAUUCCUACAGAGGCCUACCCCAAUGAAAAUAGUGACAAAUACAUAGAUAGACUAUUCGAAUUUGAGGAAACAUCUAAAUACCGAACAAUUUCGGAACUCUUGAAAUCUGAACAGGAACCAGAAGAGUUAUCCCCUGGAAAACAAGCCAGGAAACUUGCUGUCGAGAAUGCAUUGAAGAAGUUAAAGAAAGGGCCGGAUGGUCGUUAUACCAAUGUGUGGGAGGUCAUAACUGAUAUAGAUAUCUUGUUAGGAGCUUUUGAAAACAUAGUCUCAGGACCUGAAUAUGCAGAGCUCAGACAGGAAGGGCAGAAGAAAUUGAAUAUUCAGUUUUUCAAGGAUAUACAAGCACGCAUGAGAGAUCCAAAUUUUAAGUACUCGCCUGAACUGAAGUUGAAACCAAAAAGCAAACUGGUUCCCCAAAAGAAGUGGCAGAAAGCACAGUCUCGGCGAAGGAAAGCACAGAAGCGAUGAGUAUAAAUUUUUCUUUUUGCCUCCAUUUAUGAAUUUUAUUUACUUAUAGACUCUUGGCUUAGUGUUCAUAUCUAUCUUAUGGCUACAAUAUAGUUUAUCAGAAUUCUUCUGGGCAGAUCCCACGAGUAUCAUACAAAUAUAUUGAUUCAUGUUCUAUGCUUCUGUAAACUCUCUUUCUCCAUUUCUCUCAUUUCAUAUAUAGGAGGAUAUGCAUGCCUAGUCUCCAGAAUUCUUGAAUGAUCCUAGCCCUUUUAGAAAAUAGUGGCAGGAUUGCACUAUUUUAAUGCAAAUAGGUUUUGAAUUUUGGGUUC